Mya arenaria is the source of this 851-nucleotide messenger RNA. RefSeq names its product venom nerve growth factor 1-like. Gene Ontology annotation, biological process: nerve development; regulation of neuron differentiation; nerve growth factor signaling pathway. Gene Ontology annotation, molecular function: growth factor activity; nerve growth factor receptor binding. The transcript is spliced from 4 exons. The record is from RefSeq and is a predicted model, not a curated record. Bases 150 to 698 code for a protein of 182 amino acids. Lineage: Eukaryota; Metazoa; Mollusca; Bivalvia; Myida; Myidae.
UGCAUUACAUCAACUGCUGUGUCUUUUGGAGGACCCUUUACGUGUGUCUUCUCUCUGUUCGGCUAGUAUUUUCUUUCUUUAUUGAAAGCAAAGGCACUGAUUUUUUUGAAUCUCCGGACAAUUUUGAAGAAUUCAAACCGAAAGAAAAAAUGCAAGGUAGACACUCGGGAAGCACCCACAACAACUACGAAGAUUUCAAACGGAACCAAAUGGAUCUUCGCGGUCUUUACUCCACAUUGAAGGCACAUCCGGCACUCAUGAACAGGCGCAUGAUGGUAAACGGUCACAACCCGCCGCCUCUUCCGGUAGAUUGGGAUGAAGCAGCAGGGGAGCUGUCUGUUUCGAAGCGGUUUGACAUGGGCAUGGCACAGUCAGUGUGCCCAGUUAAGAUAAGCUGGGAGUUGAUCUCGCGAGCCCGGGACAUGAACGGGACGGAAGUGGAGGUGUUCCAGCCCCUGGACUCCAGCGACCGCUUCCAGUGGUUCUACACGGUCACGUGCGACCAGCGCCGUCUUCAGGAACGAGAGAAUUGCCCACAAUGCUGCUACGCAAUCAACACGCAAAUGUACCUGUCUAGGUGCGUCCCCCGGCAGUCAUACGUGAUGGCGCUGAUAUGGCGACCGGAAAUGGCCUCUUACGACUGGGGCUACAUCCAGGUGGAUUCAAGCUGCGACUGCGCCAUCACACCCAAACACUGACAUAACAUUCUAAUAUUGUCAAUGCUACAUAAGAAGUUCCGAUGGAAGGAGUGCUAUUUUAUCCAGUUUUCUAAAAAAAAACAAAUGUCAUUGACACUGGUCAUUUUGCAUAACCAAAUGAUGGUAGACAUGGUGAUUGUGAAAAUUAAAGGG